Homalodisca vitripennis (glassy-winged sharpshooter) is the source of this 935-nucleotide messenger RNA. RefSeq names its product EF-hand calcium-binding domain-containing protein 1-like. The transcript has a single exon. The coding region runs from base 161 to 859 and encodes 232 amino acids. Lineage: Eukaryota; Metazoa; Arthropoda; Insecta; Hemiptera; Cicadellidae. The record is from RefSeq and is a predicted model, not a curated record. Gene Ontology annotation, molecular function: calcium ion binding.
CAAACAGCUGUUAGUAUUUUUGUUUUUAAAGGUUAACUUGUUGUGUCCCGUUUCUAUAUUUUAAUUUAUGGACUAAACUUUGAAUUGCUGAAUUACUAAUCAUGUUCGCUAAAUAAGCCAACCGAUUUCACCCUUACUAAUACAGACUAAUCAAUGAACAAUGAAUUACGAGCGUCUGGAUUUAACGAUGAAUCCGCAAGAGGAAGUUCGCUGUAGGCAUAAAUUUCGUAGUGUCAUCAAAGAGACUCGAAGUCAGACUCACUUCUCCAAGCACGAGUGCGAGGCGCUGCUCCUCAUCCACUACAAGCUGACCAGGAACAGACCUCUGGACCGCAAAUACUUUCGUAGGGUUAUGUACACUCUGCUGAACUUCAACAACGAGAUUCUGAUUGAGAACAUAUUCUCGGUUUUCGACAGGCACAACAAACUGGUCAUAACGAUGGAGUCCUGGCUCGUGGGUAUGUCCGUACUCCUGCGCGGAAAUCUGGAAGAAAAGAUCAGUUUCUGUUUUAAGGUCUACGACUUGAUGGGAGAAGGGUCCAUCAAAAAAGAGUACAUGUUCCGGUUACUGAAGCACACAUUUCGUGGCAACCUGCUCGGCGAGGAUCCCGAGGAGUUAGUCAAGGACAUGAUCGACAUGGUUAUGAACAAGAUGGACCUCGACAGAGACGGCGUCCUGUCGUUCGAGGACUAUAAGCAAUCGGUCAAGAAGAACAACGACCUACUAGAGAUCCUAGGAUACUGUCUUCCCUCCCGCCCGGCCGUGUAUGCCUUCAUGUCCACCUUUACGCCAAACGUGUCUACUAUGCAUGGUAAACUACUCCCAUCCAGAUCAAGAUUAAAGAUAAAAGAUUUUUAAAUUAACAGAUAAUAUUGUUUUAAGCCUAAAUCUAAUUUACGAUUUACGAAUAAACGUUAUUUUACAUAAUUUACAA